UUAUACCGUCUAUAAACAUGCACUUUAUCACUCAAACUGCUCUCUUCUUCUUCUUUAUGUGUGACUUGGGUUGUUUCACUGAGCUUGUUCCUGCCAUUGGCUCUGUUGAUCAGUAUGAUGUAGUGAGACCUCGGCGGCUGAGCAUCAGGAGACACAGGAGCACACCUGAGCAGACGUUUAAUACGGAGAGAAACAAGCAAGGAAAAUAUCCAGAGGAACUUUGGUAUCACUUGUAUUUUGAUGGAAAUAAUCAUACAAUUUAUUUGAAAAAGAACAGUUUUCUUAUGGGACAUAAUUACACUGAAGUACAUUACGGUGUGGAUGGAUCAGCUGUUAUUACAUCUUCAGGACCGGAGGAUCACUGUUACUAUCACGGCCACAUUCAGGGAAUAAACGAUUCAUCGGUCAGUGUUGGAGUCUGCUCAGGCAUUCGGGGUUUUGUACGGGCUAAAGAGCAGAUGUACCUGAUCGAGCCCUUAAGCGACAACGCUGAGGGUGACCACGCCAUCUACAAGCAGGAAUCCCUGAAAUUGAGAAAGAGGAGUCCAGAUUACACCGGUUUGGACCGUGUACCCAGAAUGGUGAGCCUCUUCAAACGCAGCCUAUGGAACCACAGGUCUCCAUUCGAAACUCAGAGAUAUGUAGAACUGUUUCUUGUGGUGGACAACACUGAAUUUAGAAGGUUCGGCUCUAAAGCUGAUGUGGUACGAGCGAGGAUGCUGGAGGCUGUAAAUCAUAUCGAUAAGUUUUAUCGUCCGCAAAACAUCCGAGUGAUGCUGGUGGGUCUGGAGCUGUGGACGGCAGAAGAUCAGAUUCUGGUCAGCCUGAGCAUCGACGACACUCUCACCAGAUUUACCGAGUGGCGCAAGACGGACCUGCUUAAACGAAUCAAACACGACAACGCGCAGUUCGUAACCGGUAUCGAUUUUUUGGGUGACGCUGUGGGGCUGGCGAACAAAUUUGCAAUGUGUGGUGAAGGUUCUGCAGCUGUAAACCAGGAUCACAACACGAGUCCACUCGGACUGGCUGCAACCAUCGCACACGAAAUGGGUCACAACAUGGGAAUGAGCCAUGAUGAACCGGGGUGCACGUGUGGCCAAUCGGACUGCAUCAUGACUGAAAGUUUAAAAGACAAAUCGUCAGUGUUUCCUGAACUCUUCAGUGACUGCAGUCUGGAUCAGCUGACCACAUAUCUGGAGAACGCAGACUCCAGCUGCCUGCUGGACCCCCCCAAAUCAGACCGACUGUACGGGGGGCCCGUCUGCGGGAACGCCGUCCUCGAUUUAGGAGAGGACUGUGACUGCGGGACCGUGGAGGAGUGUGAUGACCCGUGUUGCAACGCCGCAACCUGCAAGUUAACGCCAGGAUCUCAGUGUGCCGAGGGGAAGUGCUGUGAGAACUGCCAGAUAAAACGAGCGGGGAGUGUGUGUAGGGUCUCCGUGAACGAAUGCGAUCUGGACGAGUUCUGCACAGGACUGUCAGAGAAGUGUCCGGACGACAGCUUUAAGAUGAACGGGAUGCCCUGCAGCUCUGGAAACAACUACUGCUACAACGGGCAAUGUCCAACCCAUCUCCAGCACUGCCAGAGGCUUUGGGGAAAAGAUGCCAGCGUUGCUGUGGACGGGUGUUUCUUCAGAAAUCUGUUUGGGAGAAACGAUUCUCACUGUGGCAGAACCGAGACUGGCUACAGACCCUGUGCAAUGGAAGAUCGAUUCUGUGGAACCAUAUAUUGUUCGGGAGGUCGAAGAAUCCCGGUCACCGGCCUGAAAGCCACGCUGAUGUUCAAAAACGAAAUGUGCAAAAUAGCCGGAGAGAUUUCUCAGAGCGGCAACAUAAGCAUGGUGCCCACGGGAACAAAGUGCGGCCAUGACAAGGUGUGUUAUGAGAACAUGUGCCAGGAUGUGACGGUGUACGGUACGAGCCAAGACUGCUCGCUGAAGUGUAACAAUCAUGGGGUUUGUGAUCAUCGAGCACAGUGUCAUUGUGAUCCUGGAUGGGCUCCACCUUACUGUGAUACAAAAUACGCUGAUUUACCUUCUGGAAAAUCGACGGUCGUCGGCGUGUCAGUCGCGGCCGUAUUCCUCAUCCUCGCUGCAGCGCUCGGGGGCUGGAUGUACUGUAAAAAGAGGACGGGCACUGGCUCCAGAAAUCAAAAAAACGAUCAUCCGGCUCAGCAGGUCCUUUUAACGGAGCGUCCGGAGAUCAGUGAACCUGUUUUUAAGGAGUCGACUGCUAACCAGCCCUGCACCCCACUUCCGCCACGCCCGCCACCACAGCCUCCUAAUCGGCCACAUCCAGCUGUUUUAUCACCCUCAAAGAAGAAGCCUCCUCCUCCUUCUCCUCCUCCUCAGGUGAGCAAACCUCCCGUACCUGCAGUACAGCCAGCUGUAGCGUCAGGAUCCUGGAGGAAACAGGAGACUGCGGGGGACGAAGUAAAACUCACCCUGUCUGAGAACUUCUCUAGGAGAUGACUAAACAAGAGAUCAUCAUGUAGAUCCAUAAUGGAUGUGUGUGUAUGAGUAAGAGCUGAGUAGCUGAGUAGUGAUGACGCUAUAAGAACCUGGUCUCUGUGCAAUGCUUAAUGUGUGAAAUAUGUUUAAUAUUCUGAGUUUAAUUAAUGUGUAUAAGACACGUCCGAUGGCAUUACACUCAGGAUAAUGAAACUACUGUUGUAUUGUACUGUUUUAUGCCACGUCACGUCACUGCGCCGUUAUUGCUUUGUGAUGGUUGGCUGCAUAGACAUGUCCGCUUUCUCCAAUGCCCCCUGUCAUAACACAUCCUUCAGUGUCAUUUAAAGUGACAUAACUUGCUGGAUUUAAUGUGGUUCAGUAGCUCAUUUUCUGUUCUGGCAGUCUCGUUCACUCGUUCAGUGCUGAUUAUCUCCCUCCGUUGAAUGUGUUUUAUUUUGCAUCCGUAUGUGUUUUCUGGCCAGACCGAGGCUUUUAUCAAUCGUAGCUUGGUGCUGAAUACUUUAAAGACCAAAUUAUUUACACUAGUACUAGUACAGAACAUAUUUAUAUAUUUAUAUAAUGCACUUGAUUGCUUGCUUUGUAUUAUUUUUAUUUAUUUAUUGUAGAGUACCACUUGUGGGGGUAUGCCAGAAGAGGUUUUAGAUACCCUCCCCACCCUAUGCACGCCCCACCUUUGAUAGUUUUGUACCUGUAUGUCUUUUGGAACCACUGCACCUAAUAGAAUGUAUUUAUAUAAUGCACACACUAACAUUAUUAUUUUAUAUUAUUGUAGAAUUCCAGUUAAAUGGACCAGUGAAGAUAUCAGUGUCCAGUUAUUAUACUUUUUAAUUAUUGUUAGCACAAUUUUAUUUGUAAAUAAAUUCAAUUUUUAUUGA
Trichomycterus rosablanca is the source of this 3346-nucleotide messenger RNA. RefSeq names its product ADAM metallopeptidase domain 8b (gene adam8b). Gene Ontology annotation, molecular function: metalloendopeptidase activity; cell adhesion molecule binding. Bases 18 to 2471 code for a protein of 817 amino acids. Gene Ontology annotation, biological process: positive regulation of membrane protein ectodomain proteolysis; proteolysis; inflammatory response. The record is from RefSeq and is a predicted model, not a curated record. Lineage: Eukaryota; Metazoa; Chordata; Actinopteri; Siluriformes; Trichomycteridae. The transcript is spliced from 23 exons.